Molecule: messenger RNA, 841 nt
Organism: Aspergillus ibericus CBS 121593
Lineage: Eukaryota; Fungi; Ascomycota; Eurotiomycetes; Eurotiales; Aspergillaceae
Product: small nuclear ribonucleoprotein F
Exons: 4
Coding region: 180-446 (88 amino acids)
Biological process (GO): mRNA splicing, via spliceosome; spliceosomal snRNP assembly
Cellular component (GO): catalytic step 2 spliceosome; U1 snRNP
Molecular function (GO): RNA binding
Source: RefSeq, a predicted model, not a curated record
GUUGGCGACUGCGAUCUCCGAUAGACUCCAUCUUCAGCACGCGACGAGCCAAAUCACCCGGACUCGGAGCCAGACAUUUCCUUUUCUGACUGGCAGAACGUGUGCCCAUUGACGCGUCCGAACCCCGACAUCUAUUGUGCAAUCACCACCUGAGUAGCUGGCAUUGAUCCGAGGUCAACAUGAGUUUCAACCCCGUCAACCCUCGGCCUUUCCUCCAGGCUAGAGUCGGUACCGAGCUCGUUAUCCGUCUCAAAUGGGGCCAGACAGAAUACAAGGGCAAGCUUGAGAGCAUCGAUUCGUACAUGAACGUGCUGCUGCGGGAUACGGAAGAGUUCAUUGACGGGAAGAACACGGGAACACUCGGUCUGGUGCUGAUCAGGUGUAACAAUAUCCUCUGGAUGGGCUCCGCGGACAGCGUUGAAAUGACGGACCUGGGACUACGAUAGACGAAGUCGUGACGCUAUACCAGGCAAUUGAAGACACAUAUACCAUUACUUUCCCGAUAAGAAUCACGCACAUUGGAAAGUGCUCAGGGAGGUUUAUCAACGGAUUUCGUGUACGGGUCAUAGCAAGCUCCGUCUAUUUUUCUUAUUUCUGGAACAAGGCGUUUACAUGAUGGCUUUCGAGGGUUGAUUCGGGGAAUGCAGUUUGAAUCGGGCGGAGCUUGCUGGAAAUCUGACAGUCAAGGAUAUAAGAGAAUACCUCUGGUUCUGGUUCUACUCCUGGCACUGGAUAUGCGCAUGUCGCGCUCGUGGCAGCAUGUGGCGUGUCGAGUGCCUCUUAAUGUUCCUGUCAAGUACCUAGCCAACUAGACAAAUAAGAUAAAUACAGAAGGCACGAG